AAGAAGAGAAGUUUGGAGAUAACAAGAAACAAACAUCAAUGAGAGAAGACUAUACUAUAUUGAAAAAGGCAUUUAAGAAAGAAUUAAGUAAACCUGGAGAGGACUAUGUUGAUGCCUUUUUGAACCAUCUAGAUGGAUGUGCAAAAGUGUGGAGACCGAAUAAAUUCUACUCCCCUUAUACAUCACUUGUACAAGCGAGUGGGACAGGUAAGUCAAGGCUAUUGCGGGAAUUGGCAACUGAAAAAGAUGUCUUGGUAAUCUACAUUUGUCUACGCAAAUCUGGAUGGCAUGGUUACCCAAAUCGUUCAACCAUUGCUGACUAUUUAACCAAAGAAGCACAUGAUGAAACCUAUUACAUGGGGUUUCUUUCAGCUUUAUUUAGGGUGUGUAAGGAAUUUUUGGAGCAGCUCAAAAUACAAUAUUCAGGCAAAAUAUGUGGUCAUAUGUUUGACAUUCUCAUUAGUGAUAGUAAUGAUACAGAACU
Molecule: messenger RNA, 484 nt
Organism: Diversispora eburnea
Lineage: Eukaryota; Fungi; Glomeromycota; Glomeromycetes; Diversisporales; Diversisporaceae
Source: the annotation of a GenBank genome assembly